Molecule: messenger RNA, 1371 nt
Organism: Ailuropoda melanoleuca (giant panda)
Lineage: Eukaryota; Metazoa; Chordata; Mammalia; Carnivora; Ursidae
Gene: GPR61
Product: G protein-coupled receptor 61
Exons: 1
Coding region: 16-1371 (451 amino acids)
Biological process (GO): G protein-coupled receptor signaling pathway
Cellular component (GO): plasma membrane; endosome; signaling receptor complex
Molecular function (GO): G protein-coupled receptor activity
Source: RefSeq, a predicted model, not a curated record
UCCUCUUUCGGCCCCAUGGAGUCCUCUCCCAUCCCCCAGUCAUCGGGGAACUCUUCCACUCUGGGGAGGGUCCCUCAAACCCCGGGUCCGUCUACUGCCAGUGGGGUCCCAGAAGUGGGGCUGCGGGACGUGGCCUCGGAAUCUGUGGCCCUCUUCUUCAUGCUCCUGCUGGACUUGAUUGCUGUGGCCGGCAAUGCUGCUGUGAUGGCCGUUAUCGCCAAGACACCCGCCCUCCGAAAAUUUGUCUUCGUCUUCCACCUCUGCCUGGUGGACCUGCUGGCCGCCCUGACCCUCAUGCCCCUGGCCAUGCUCUCCAGCUCUGCCCUCUUUGACCAUGACCUCUUCGGGGAGGUCGCCUGCCGCCUCUACUUGUUCCUGAGCGUAUGCUUUGUUAGCCUGGCCAUUCUCUCGGUGUCGGCCAUCAACGUGGAGCGCUACUAUUAUGUCGUCCACCCCAUGCGCUACGAGGUGCGCAUGACGCUGGGGCUGGUGGCCUCGGUGUUGGUGGGCGUGUGGGUGAAAGCCUUGGCCAUGGCUUCUGUGCCGGUGUUGGGAAGGGUCUCCUGGGAGGAGGGAGCUCCCAGCAUCCCCCCAGGCUGCUCACUCCAAUGGAGCCGCAGUGCCUACUGCCAGCUUUUCGUGGUGGUCUUUGCCGUCCUUUACUUCUUGUUGCCUCUUCUCCUCAUCCUUGUGGUCUACUGCAGCAUGUUCCGAGUAGCCCGAGUGGCUGCCCUGCAGCACGGACCGCUGCCCACAUGGAUGGAGACACCCCGGCAACGCUCUGAGUCUCUCAGCAGCCGCUCCACUAUGGUCACCAGCUCGGGGGCACCCCAGACGACCCCGCACCGGACGUUCGGGGGAGGGAAGGCUGCCGUGGUCCUCCUGGCCGUGGGGGGACAGUUCCUGCUCUGCUGGUUGCCCUACUUUUCUUUCCACCUCUACGUGGCCCUGAGUGCUCAGCCCAUUUCGACCGGGCAGGUGGAGAAUGUGGUGACCUGGAUUGGCUACUUCUGCUUCACGUCCAACCCGUUCUUUUAUGGAUGCCUCAACCGGCAGAUCCGGGGGGAGCUCAGCAAGCAGUUUGUCUGCUUCUUCAAGCCAGCUCCAGAGGAGGAGCUGAGGCUACCUAGCCGGGAGGGCUCCAUUGAGGAGAACUUUCUGCAGUUCCUUCAGGGUACAGGAUGUCCCACGGAGUCCUGGGUUUCCCGACCCCUCCCCAGCCCCAAGCAGGAGACACCUGCUGUGGACUUUCGAAUUCCAGGCCAGAUAGCUGAAGAGACCUCUGAGUUCCUGGAGCAACAACUCACCAGCGACAUCAUCAUGUCGGACAGCUACCUCCGUCCCGCCCCCUCGCCUCGACUGGAAUCAUGA